Acanthochromis polyacanthus (spiny chromis) is the source of this 6542-nucleotide messenger RNA. Its product is annotated as unconventional myosin-XV-like. The transcript has 58 exons. Lineage: Eukaryota; Metazoa; Chordata; Actinopteri; Pomacentridae. The record is from RefSeq and is a predicted model, not a curated record. Gene Ontology annotation, molecular function: protein binding; ATP binding; cytoskeletal motor activity. Gene Ontology annotation, cellular component: cytoskeleton; myosin complex. The coding region runs from base 1 to 6132 and encodes 2043 amino acids.
AUGAUAACAUUUCUGUCUGUGAUGAUUGGUCAGAUCCUAGAGGCCACGCCCCUCUUGGAGUCUUUUGGGAAUGCCAAAACAGUGUGCAAUGACAACUCAUCACGCUUUGGCAAAUACACGCAGAUCUACAUGGACGGGGGUGUAAUCAGCGGUGCCAUAACGUCUCAAUACUUGUUGGAGAAGUCCCGCAUUGUCUUUCAGGCCAAAUCGGAGAGAAACUACCACAUCUUCUAUGAGAUGUUGGCAGGUCUUCCUAAUAACGAGAAGCGGUCACUGUAUCUGCAGGAGGCUGAGACGUACUACUAUCUGAAUCAGGGAGGUAACUGUACCAUCGAUGGGAAGGACGAUGGGGAGGACUUUAGGCGCUUGCUGAGUGCCAUGGAGAUCCUGUGUUUUACCCCAGAGGAGCAAAACAGUAUCUACAGACUUUUGUCCUCUGUCCUUCAUCUGGGGAACGUCUACUUCCAGCCACACCAGGCCGAGGGUCAGGAGGUGGCAUCAGUGGUGAGCACUCAGGAGAUCAGGGUGGUAGCUGAACUGCUGCAGGUCUCACCUGACAGCCUGCAGAAGUCUGUGACCUUCAAACUGAUGGAUACAGUGCGGGAGAAGAUUUACACUCCUUUGACAGUGGAGAGUGCUGUGGAUGCCAGAGAUGCCAUUGCCAAGAUCCUGUAUUCGCUGCUGUUUAGUUGGCUGACGGAGCACAUCAACGGACGAGUUUACCCUCGCAGCGAAGCCCUGUCCAUCUCCAUAUUGGACAUAUAUGGAUUUGAGGAGCUACAAGUGAACAGUUUUGAGCAGCUGUGCAUAAACUACGCCAAUGAAACUUUGCAGUUCUUCUUUAACAGAGUCAUCUUUCAGGAAGAGCAGGAAGAAUACAUGCGGGAGCAGAUUGAGUGGCAGCAGCAGCCCUUCAGCCACAACCAAGCAUGUCUUGACCUCAUUGCUGCUAAACCUCAUGGGAUCCUGCGCAUCCUGGAUGACCAGUGUGGUUUCCCUCAGGCAACAGAUCACACCUUCCUACAGAAGUGCCACUAUCACCAUGGAAACAGCACACUUUAUGCCAGGCCAAAGAUGCCGCUGCCAGAGUUCACCCUGAAACACUACGCAGGGAAGGUCACAUAUCAGGUGCACAAAUUCUUGGACAAAAACUUCGACAUGGUCCGCCAUGAUGUUUUAGACCUCUUCAUCCAGAGCAAGAACAGAAUGGUGUCGAGCCUCUUCUUGAAGCACUUAGAGUCUGUGUCUCAGCAGCGCUCUAACUCGCAGCACAACAGCACGGGUCGGCGUUAUCAGGCCAACACGGUCAGCGCGAAGUUUCAGAACAGCCUACAGCAGCUGCUGGAGAAGAUGGAAAGGUGUAACCCAUAUUUUGUGCGAUGCAUCAAGCCAAACCAUCAUAAGGAGUCAGGAGUGUUUGAUAUGGAACUGGUCAACACUCAGCUGCAUUAUUCUGGGAUCAUGGAGACCAUCUACAUCAGGAAGGAUGGUUUUCCAGUCAGACUAUGCUUUCACAGCUUCCUAUCAAGGUAUAAACCCCUGCUCUGCCUGAAGGAUUCUCCACCUGCAGAUGGAGAGAAUUGUCUUGUCAUGCUCCACAAACUCGGUCCAGUCAAGAGCGGCUCGUAUCAGCUGGGAGUCAGUAAAAUUUUCCUGAAAGAGGAGCUGUAUCAGCUGCUGGAGGGGAAGCGUGACCGUGUGCUGCACCUCGCCGCCAUGACGCUGCAGAGAUACGCCCGCAUGUGUUUUGUACGAAAGAACUUUGUGAAAUUCAGACGCCGUGUGACCCUGUUUGAAGCUCGUUCCAGAGGCUACCUGGCCAGAAAAAGGUUUGCUCUGAAAAGGAAGUACCUCAUCAGGCUACGCUCCACCGUGCUGCUCAUUGUCAACUGCCAGCGUUACAUGAGGACAGUGGUAGAGACUGCAAGGAAGGCAGAGGAGGAUCGCAUCAAUCGAGAAGUAGUGAACGUGACAACACUGCCCAUCCCCGCUGAGCUGGCUGGACUGCUGCAGGCGGCUGCAGGUGGUGAGGAGCUGCAUUGGGACUGCUUGGCGGUGGUUCAGGCUCCAAAGGUCCAGGUUGACCCUCAGCUGACUCUGCCCUUGGAUAUCAACAACUACCUCAUAACACACUACAUCCGGGCCAUAUUUAGGGAGCCGUUGUUCGGGAUGCUGACCACGCCACUGGAGAAUUCCUUAAUUCGACUGGAGGAGGAGCUAAAACAUGGAGCCCUCAACAUUUUCAUUCUGAUUCUCCGGUUCAUGGGUGAUCCAAACCUGAAUGGGGCUCAAGAGAACUUGUUUGGGAACUACAUCAUCCAGAGGGGACUCGCUAAUCCCAGCCUCAGAGAUGAGAUCCUGGCUCAGGUAGCCAACCAGGUGUGGAGGAAUCCUAACAUCCUGAAUUCAGAGCGUGGUUGGCUGCUCCUCUCCUCCUGCCUUUCUGCCUUCCUGCCCUCACAGAGGAUGGCUAAAUACCUGCUGAAGUUUGUGUCUGACUACGGCCCAGAGGGCUACCGCUGUGUAUGUCAGCACCGUCUGCUUCAGGCUCUGCAGCAGCUCAGCGUCAGGCCAGAGUAUGCGCGGACCUACCCACCCUGUCUGCUGGAGUGGACGGCCAAUCGCAAGCGAGCUCAUACUGUUCUGCACAUACACUGUUUUGAUGGUGUGUCGUUCCUGUGUCCUCUACACUCAUGGACGACGGGAGAAGAGAUGGCUAAAGACAUCUUACAACACAGGGGUGUGGUGGAAGGGCGUCGAGGCUGGUCGGUGCUGCUGAAGGAGCCGGCUCAGUGGGCGGAACUCGAGGGGUCAGACUAUGUUCUGGACUUGAUGUCGGACCUAGAACUUCCUGCUGACUUCCCCAAACACAGCAGCUACUUUAUCAUCUCUGCACAGGAGCCAACUAAAGUGCGACCUAAUGCCAGCAUAAGCCUGCUGGGAGGUAGGUUUGAUAUGAGCGAUGAUGUCAUAUCUUCCGCCAUACCUGGGUCUGAUGGAUUCGGUCAAGAUUUGGAGCCUCAGAGAGGGAUGGAUCACUAUCUUGACAGCCUGUUUGACCCUGACACUGAAUCAGCUGCAGGACUGUCGAGCCGGAUGAAGGGGCUGGAGGAGUCGGUGGGGCCUGGCAACAGCAAGGCCAGUCCACCGGGCCUCCACUUCCACCUGGAGGCUGUGAGAGUCCUUCCUGUGGGAAGAUGCCAGCAGGCUGCUUUGGCCCAGCAGCAGCAGGCAAUUGUGAACCAGCAGGCCAUCAUCAUGGCUCAGCAGAUGACCAUGCAGGCCAUGGCCAUGGUCGGCAGCCCCUCCAGUGGCGAUGUCUCCUCCCCGCCCCCUGCUGCCAACAUAGAUGUUUUUGUCUCUCCAGCCAAAUGUCCUGUUACCCCUUCACCCUCUGCUUCUGCAAUUAAAGAGGCAAGUUUUAAACCGGCCAAGACCACAAAGAUAAGGGUGUCUAAUCGUCCCCCUACUCCUCUUCCUCCAGUUUCUCGAGAAGUUCCAGUGGAGACGAAGACCAUCCAGACGCAGCUCCAUCAGAGCACCAACGAGGAGCACUAUACCUACACCAAUGUUCCCUGGAGGCUGUAUCUCAGGAAGGAGGUGUUCUAUCCCAAAGACAGCUUCAACAAUCCUCUGGUGCUGGAUCUCAUUUUCAAACAGAUAGUGAAUGACACACUGUCGGAGGCAUGUGUUCGCAUCACGCGGGAUGAAAGGCAGAAAAUGAAAGCUCUUUUCGUUAAACACGGUGUUGAACAGAAUAUGGAUCCAGUGGAGGAGCAUGUGAAGAAAACCAUCGUCAUGGCAGCCAGAGAAACCUGGGAAAUAUACUUCUCCCGACUCUUCCCUGCGUCGGGUAGUGUAGGAACAGGUGUGCAAGUACUGUCAGUGUCUCACAGCGGCAUUAAAUUGCUGAAGACUGUAAGAAGCAGCGCUGCAGCUCCAGAUUACUUCAGGAUUCUUCGACCCUAUACUUAUGCAGACAUCCUGUUUGUGACCAUCCCAUCUGAGAACAUGCUGGAGUUCAACCUGACCAAUGAGAAGCUGAUCCUGUUCUCAGCCAAGGCUCCGCAAGUCAAACAUCUCAUAGACACUUUCAUCAACGAGAUCAAAAAGGACUCGGAUUAUGUGAUUGCAGAGCGUAACUUUGUGACGGACGACCGCUCCAUGCUCAGUUUCCACAAAGAAGACAUCAUCAAGCUGCAGGUUAUGGAUGGGCUGGAGAAAGGUUACAGCUACGGUUGUGUGGUGAAGAAGAAGGUUGUGUUUCUGGAGGAGCUGAAGAGAGACACUCAAGACUUUGGUUGGAAGUUUGGUGCCGUGUUCAGCCGCUCGGGCGCCUUCCCAGCUGAGUGUGUCCACCCCAUUGCUCCUCCUGACUUCCUAUUGCUGCCGCUGGACCGCAGGGCGGAGCCUCGAGGUGGGGCGGGACAGUUUGCUGUGUCAUCGGCGGUUGCUGUUGCCGUGGCAUCGACCAUGGCUGCACAUGAAAUUGAUCAAACUAUUGAGAAGGUUUCCCUUGAUGGCUUUGGUGAUGGAGACUUGGAUGAGAGGACCCUGCAGGACAGUAGAUAUGACAUGCUGGAAUUUGCCAAGAAGUACUUCAGACAGACAGCCAGCGGGAAGGGAGAUUCCCUGAAGAGCAAAAGCAAGAACAGAGACUCCAGGGAACCCACUGAAAUGAUAAAGUUCUCCAAGACUCCUUUGACUGAGUCUCUGAUAGAGUUCACCGACUCAGCCAUGAACAGAGUGGCAGCUGAUCUCUUCUUGUGCGUUAUGCGUUUCAUGGGCGACUCUUCCCCAAGAGGACAGACAGAGCAGGAAGUGGUGAGCAAUUUCCUCAAGCUCAUUGCAGAUUUCGCCUUGAUGAGGGAUGAGGCUUACUGCCAGCUCCUCAAACAGCUUACCACCAACACAAGCUCCAAACCCGAUAGUUGCCAACGAGGCUGGAGGCUGCUGUACAUUCUGACUGCUUUCCAUCGCUGCUCUGAAGUCCUCAAGCCCUUCCUGCUGAAAUAUCUGCAGCAGGCCUCUCGCAGUGCAGGGACACAGUAUCAAGGCAUAGCUAAGGCGUGCGAGCAGAAUCUGAAGAGGACGUACCAGUUUGGAGGUCGCACGGUUGCACCAAACAGCAUGGAGCUGAAGGCUAUGAUGGCUGGACGAAGUUCCAAACGUCAGCUGUUUCUCUUUCCUGGAGGCAUUGAACGUCAUGUGAAACUCAAAACGUGUUCUGUUGCUCUGGAGGUGAUUGAGGAGCUGUGCUAUGAGAUGGGUGUACACAGACGGGAGGCCAUUGAGGAGUAUGCUGUGUUUUUAGUGACAAACAGAGGUCAGAAUGUGCGUCCACUGAACAAACAUGAGUACAUCCUGGAUGUGGCCACCGAGGCCGAGCUAGUCGACUCCAACUACAGCUUCUGGUUCCGACGAGUUGUCUGGACUCAGCCACUCAAGUUUGAGAAUGAGCUCUGUGUGGCCAUGCAUUAUAACCAGAUACUCCCAGACUACCGUAAAGGUCUGCUGAAUGUUCUUCCACAUGGAAAAGUGAGCGACCAGCAGUUCCACCAGAUCUCCAAACUGGCAGCUUUGCAGCACCGAGCCAAAGACAUCAUCUUCAUCCCCAGCAUACAUGACUUGUCCGAGUAUGUUGCCACACCUCUCUUCAAAAAGCAGCCGCCGCGGCAGUGGGUCACCAUGGUGACGCAGCACAUGCAGCAAAUACAGACACUGAACCCACACCAGGCCAGAGCACAAUUCCUGGGGCUGGUCAGUGCCUUCCCCAUGUUUGGCUCCUCAUUUUUCUACAUUCACAGCAGCAGCUCCACAACCUUCUAUGCUCCCUGUAUCCUUGCUGUCAGUCAACAUGGUCUCCACUUCCUGCACAAAAACACACAUGAGCUGAUGGUGGUGGUCCCUCUAGUGGAGGUGCAGUCCAGCCGUACGCAGAGGCCCACCGCUGGAGCCAGCUACCCAUAUGUGGACCUCACCUUGGGGGACACGAACACACAUCGGGUCAUUCAGCUACAGCUGGAGCAGGGCCUGGAGCUGUGUCGAGUCAUCGCCAUGCAGGUGGAAAACAUGAUGUCUGUGCGGGAGAAAAGGCUCGCUCUGCCACCCAGUGAAAUCACCAUGCUGUAACACACUCAUGCCCCAUGCACAAACUCAUGUACAUUCACACAUGUAGAUGAAACCUCUAGAAAUAGCAUACCUCUCUUUACCUGAAGCUGUUUGUUGUAUGAAUCGAACACACACUAACUGAUUGUUUCUUUUUUCAGUUUGACACCUUGAUAUUUACCCUCACUGCUACAUUUUUAACAGGUUUCAGCGUGUUUAUUCUGUACAGAGGUUGCUAAUGAACAGUGAGGAAGCUUUACAGGUCUGUGCCUUGUCAUUGCAAAGUUUUAUAGCCUAUAUGUACUUUUUUUUUUUUUUAUUACUGCGGUAAACUGUAAAACCUGAUGUGUAAACAGUUGUAUUCAACCCAUGUUAGUGUGUACUUGGUCAAGCGUAUUUUAUCGAAAUAAAUGAUGAGUUUUUAAAAUAGAAAA